AUGAUGUAUAUUUCUGUUGAAGUUGGACCUGCAAAGUUUCUGAACCUCGGAUGCAUCGGUGAAGGCUACCACCGCAUAAUGUUGUUUUCCAAGUUCUUUAGGGUAUUAAAUAGCUACAAGAUCGACUACUACAAACUGCUGCUCACCGGGACCCCUCUUCAGAAUAACCUAGAGGAACUCUUUCACCUUCUCAACUUCCUGACCCCCGAGAGAUUCAACAAUCUGGAUGGCUUCCUGGAAGAGUUUGCCGAUAUCUCCAAGGAAGACCAAAUUAAAAAAAACUCCAUGACUUGUUGGGGCCCCACAUGCUACGGCGGCUGAAAGCAGAUGUCUUCAAGAACAUGCCAGCCAAAACAGAAUUAAUAGUGCGGGUGGAGCUUAGCCAAAUGCAGAAGAAGUAUUAUAAGUUCAUUUUGACCCGAAAUUUUGAAGCCUUGAACUCUAAAGGCGGAGGAAACCAGGUGUCCCUGCUGAACAUCAUGAUGGACCUGAAGAAAUGCUGCAAUCACCCGUACCUUUUCCCUGUAGCUGCUGUGGAGGCGCCGGUGCUGCCCAACGGGUCUUAUGAUGGAAGCUCUUUAGUGAAAUCCUCUGGGAAGUUGAUGCUGCUACAGAAAAUGCUGAAGAAGCUGAAAGACGGAGGACACCGAGUCCUGAUAUUCUCUCUCAGAUGACAAAAAUGCUGGAUUUACUUGAAGAUUUCCUGGAGUACGAAGGCUACAAGUACGAGCGGAUAGACGGAGGGAUCACGGGAGGGCUGCGACAAGAGGCAAUUGACAGGUUUAAUGCUCCAGGAGCUCAGCAGUUCUGUUUCUUACUGUCCACCAGAGCUGGAGGUCUCGGGAUAAACUUGGCCACCGCUGACACUGUCGUCAUCUACGACUCCGACUGGAACCCUCAUAAUGACAUUCAGGCUUUCAGCCGAGCUCAUCGUAUCGGGCAGAAUAAGAAAGUAAUGAUCUACCGCUUCGUCACACGGGCGUCUGUAGAGGAGAGGAUCACCCAGGUAGCCAAGAGGAAAAUGAUGCUCACUCACCUUGUCGUACGACCGGGGCUCGGCUCCAAAUCCGGCUCCAUGUCAAAGCAAGAACUAGACGAUAUUUUAAAGUUUGGAACCGAAGAGUUGUUUAAGGACGAUGUUGAAGGUGACAAUAAGGAUGUUGAGGACAGCAGCGUCAUCCAUUAUGAUGAUGGCGCCAUCUCAAAACUCCUGGACCGGAACCAAGACGCUACAGAGGACACCGAAAUCCAGAAUAUGAACGAGUACCUGAGCUCUUUCAAAGUGGCUCAGUAUGUUGUGCGGGAGGAGGACGGAGUGGAGGAAGUAGAACGGGAAAUCAUCAAACAAGAGGAGAACGUGGACCCCGAUUACUGGGAGAAGCUGCUGCGUCACCAUUAUGAGCAGCAGCAGGAGGACCUUGCCAGGAAUCUUGGGAAAGGAAAGCGGAUCCGUAAGCAAGUCAACUACAAUGAUGCGUCUCAGGAGGAUCAAGGUGAUAUGCGCGAAUGGCAAGAUGACCUCUCUGACAACCAAUCAGAAUAUUCCGUUGGCUCAGAGGAUGAAGACGAAGAUUUUGAGGAGAAGCCUGAAGGUCAGAGUGGAAGGAGACAGUCUCGAAGACAAAUGAAGAACGACCGGGACAAGCCACUCCCAGCACUUUUAGCGAGGGUCGGAGGGAAUAUUGAGGUUCUUGGGUUCAAUGCUAGACAACGUAAGGCCUUCUUAAAUGCAAUAAUGAGAUGGGGGAUGCCUCCGCAGGAUGCCUUCAAUUCACACUGGCUGGUCCGGGACCUCCGUGGAAAGAGUGAGAAGGAAUUCAGGGCAUACGUGUCUUUGUUUAUGAGGCACCUCUGUGAACCGGGUGCUGACGGGGCGGAAACCUUUGCCGACGGCGUCCCGAGAGAAGGGCUUUCUCGCCAGCAUGUCCUCACCAGGAUCGGAGUCAUGUCACUGGUCCGAAAGAAGGUUCAGGAAUUUGAACAGGUCAAUGGCAAGUACAGCACUCCGGAUAUGAUUCCAGAGGGAACGGAGAACAGGAAAUGUUUUGACAUGGUUUCUUCAGAUCCCACCACGCCGGUUCCAGCCAGUCCCGCUCCCAUACAGCCAGGUGCUGUGGCUUUUUCAGAUAAAAGUGAGACGCCAUCUUUGUUACCUGAGGAAGUGGACAGCGCGGAUCAGAAGUCCGUACAGCAGUCAGAGCCUCCGCCGGCAACCAAACUGGAGAAGGAAGAACCUGAAGAGAAAAGUGAACAUUUAGAAGGUAAAGAAAAGCAAGUAAACGAUGGUGUUGAAGAAGACGAGGAAAAAGACUCUACUGAGCAGACUCCUAAAGCUGAAGCAAUUCAAGAAGAAAAAUCAUUGGAAAAAACAGGACUGAACAGCACUCAGACCAAAAUAGAGGACAAGGAACCUAAGUCAGAAGAGGACAGCAAACCCGAGGAAAAAGAAGAAUGUGUGAAGCAACAAAAUGGAGAAAAAACUGUGUGUGUAAAACAAGAAGAUGAAAGCGGGAAACAGGAAGAUGGCGGAAAAUUUAAAUUUAUGUUUAACAUUGCAGAUGGCGGGUUCACAGAACUCCAUACGUUAUGGCAGAAUGAAGAAAGAGCCGCCGUCUCUUCUGGCAAAAUCUAUGACAUAUGGCACAGGAGGCACGAUUACUGGUUGCUUGCUGGAAUUGUCACACAUGGCUAUGCCCGCUGGCAGGAUAUACAAAACGACCCUUGCUACUUAAUAUUGAAUGAGCCUUUUAAAUCUGAGAUACACAAAGGAAACUACCUGGAAAUGAAGAAUAAAUUUCUGGCUCGAAGAUUUAAGGUAAUAUGGAUUCAUGUCUUGUUGGGGAAAUGGGCAAAGUAGUAUAGUGCUGAUCAGUGCUGGGACAUGGUCAUCCAGCGCCCAGGGCAAAGAUGCCAGAAUGUCC
Staurois parvus is the source of this 2921-nucleotide messenger RNA. Lineage: Eukaryota; Metazoa; Chordata; Amphibia; Anura; Ranidae. The record is from the annotation of a GenBank genome assembly.